This is a messenger RNA of Aspergillus vadensis CBS 113365, 1231 nucleotides long. RefSeq lists its product as uncharacterized. NCBI's taxonomy places the organism in Eukaryota, Fungi, Ascomycota, Eurotiomycetes, Eurotiales, Aspergillaceae. Bases 394 to 777 code for a protein of 127 amino acids. The record is from RefSeq and is a predicted model, not a curated record. The transcript has a single exon.
CAAGACAGUUCAACAGGGAGGUGCUAUGACUGCUUUCAACAUUUCCGGCGGACACGUCGAGACACCGACACGAUCGGCACAAUGUGCACCGCAAAGGUGCCGCAUUGAUUCGGCGUCAAUUGAAAACCAUGCGCCGUUGCGUCAGCGAAGCGCCCCGAGCGUCACAUGGAUCAAUCACUGGCACGUAAUUUGUGCGUUUAGUUCUGCGGCGUCAUCCAUAUUAUGGCCAGACUACGGUCGCAGCAGCCCUCCUAAGACAGCUGAUUCCUGGAUUAAUACGAUGCCUCGCCAAGGCCAAUCGCCAAAGCUACUGAACAUUGCGAAAACGGUCAUUAGACCUGGGUCACCCAGAAGGAUCUAUCAAAGCUAUCGGUGAAUGACGACGACCAUGCAAUGUCACUGCCGUCCGGCAGUGUCGUCCAUGUCGAGGUGGACAACAUCAGGAGAUCUGAAGAAUGGUCGAGAGUCGUCAAUCCAUUACUCCCGGACGUGGAGUUUUUCCUACUACCACAAUUCGCCAUGGCUGCAAUCAUGAGCGGUGCCACAUUUGUAUCAAUUAUCGGGUUCAGCUACAACAAUAGCAAUACACAACAGUAUGGCCUUCCUGAUCGCGGCGUCACGGCUUUCUGGAAACAGCUGGUUCCUGUCCUCCUAGAAUUCAUCAUCACUACUAUCAUCCAAUUCUUCUCUAUACCAUUGUCUGCGACGCGUCAUGUUUACCAGACAUUAUCAACUACUAUCCGAUUACUAUACUCUGGUAUUAUUACACUGGGCUAGAGCUGACCUGGACCAUUCUAUCACUACUAUAGCAGAGAAAUCAAUCUUGAAAUAGCUGAGAUAUACUGGUCUGCCAAGAUAUUCAUCAGCCUUUCAUAUAUUCCAAGAUAAAUUCUGGACCGUACCGCCGCAAGACACUCGGGUGAACAGUAACACUGCUAGAAGAUAUAAACCAGACUUUGGAUUAUCUACUUAUCCUAUUCAUUACACUGCAGCUGGAACUACAGGAACAGUUAGUUUAUAAAGUUACGCUUAUUAACGACUAUACUGUCAGUGAUGUCCUGACUAUUCUAGGGGUGAUUGAGUAGAUAUUAAAUACGGGUACUGUACUGCCCGGAGGAGUUCUCUACACCGCUGGUUAAGCGGUGUAUAACGCGUGGGAUUAGCAGUAUCGGACGGUCAAAAUAAGCAAGACAUUGGUUCGGAUUGAGUAGUACCGGCGAUAUUACAUUAC